CGGGAAAAGCGCGCGCGGGUUUGGCUGGCGUCAGGGGAAGGUUGUCGGUGACAAAAGGUGGCUGAGCUUUGCCGUGUCUUCAUCACCAGAAUCUGUUUUGUUUGAUGCGGAGAAGUGGGCAUCAUGUCCAAGCGUGAAUCCUUCUUGCGAUCCGUGUGCACAGCUUCUGUGAAGGAAUUCCUGAAUUUUAUUGUGCUCCACAAAAAUAAUUCGGAUCCAUUUGAUCUGAAUGAGUUGCUGCAGGAGUUCCCACGGAAGCAAAAAGAACUGUUGUGGAAGCAACUGAAGACUCUCUUGACUGAUGUUCUGUUAGCCAAUCCUGUGGAGAAUUGGCAGAAGUUUGAUGAAGACAGUGAUGAUGAAAUGGAAGUGGAGGGUGCCCUAGAUUUGAAGGAAGCUCUGUCUGUGAUUAGUGGUAUAACUGAAGUGGUUGCUGCCUCCAUAAAUGUUAUUGAUGAGAAUGUUGUUUACAUUGAUCUGCUGGAAAUUGCCAUUAUUCUGAAUGGCAUUAUGCCAGUAUUGCCUACACACCAAGGAGUGUUGAAAAUUACAAUCCAACGUUUGUUUGAGGCUUGGUGGGAGAAAGGAUUGGAAGGGAAAGAAGAACUGGGGAAAACAGUCUUCAUUAUGUUGUUGGAAAAAAGCUUAAUGGCAAAAUUCUCGAAUGCCGAUAUAGUUCGACUCUGGCAGUUCCAUCAAGCUUUGGAAAGUUUUGAGUUUAAUUCAGAGGCCAGUAAUGAAGUGAAGGAUGCUCUACUUCAGUGCUUCAUGAGUAUUGCCCACAUAAAAAAAGAAGAGGGAAGGCGUUUCCUAAGUUUUUUGUUCAGCUGGGAUGUGGAAUUCAUCAAAAUGAUCCAUGGGACCAUUAGGAACCAGUUAACUUUCUUUCCUAAGUCCAUAAUGCCUUUUGUAGCUGAAGUAUACUUUAGAGCUUGGAGGAAGGCAUCUGGAUUGUUCCUCGAGACUAUUGAAAACUGCUGUAUCCAGGAUUUUAUGCAUCACGGAGUUCAUCUUCCUCGGAAUUCUCCAGUUCAUUCUAAAGUGCGAGAGUUGCUGAGCUAUUUUCAUCAGCAAAAACUACGCCAGGGAGUUGAUGAAAUGCUGCAUCGCCUGUACCAGCCUAUUCUGUGGCGGGGGCUUAAGGCCAGAAAUUCUGAAGUUCGAGCAAACGCUGCAAUUCUCUUUGUUGAAGCAUUUCCAAUCCGAGACCCCGCACUAACCAAUGAAGAUGUAGAUGUUUCAAUCCAAAAGCAAUUUGAGGAAAUUUUUAAGCUUUUAGAGGAUCCUCAACCCCUCGUUCGGUCCACGGGUGUUCUUGGUGUUUGCAGAAUUGCUGCAAAAUACUGGGAGAUGAUACCUCCUUCCAUCCUCACUGACCUCCUAACAAAAGUGCUCUGUGACCUUUCGGCUGAUACCAGCUCUGCUGAUGUCCGUUGUUCUGUUUUUAAGUGUUUACCGAUUACUUUGGACAACAGAAUGAGCCAUCCUUUGUUGGAGCAGAUUCUUCCUGGACUGAGAAAUAGUCUCCAUGAUACCUCAGAAAAAGUACGAGUGGCUUUUGUUGAUAUGCUCCUUAAAGUUAAAGCUGUCAGAGCUGCAAAGUUUUGGAAAAUAUGCCCAAUGGAACAUCUUUUGGCCCGAUUGGAGCUUGAUUCUCGACCAGUGGCAAGGCGUAUUGUUAAUCUUUUAUUUAAUUCCUUUUUUCCUGUGAAUCAACCUGAUGAAAUAUGGUGUGAACGAUGUGUUACCCUGCUGCAAAUGAAUCCUAUGGCAGCAAGGAAGUUUUAUCAAUAUGCACAUGAACACACUGCACCUACAAAUAUUGCCAAGUUGAUGCUGGUGAUUCGCCGAUGUUUGAAUGCCUGUAUUCAGAGGGCAGCCCAUAAUGAAAGUGAUAUUGAUGAUGACGAACAUCAGAAGGAAAAUAUCAGCGUGCUGGAUAGUGUGCUGUCAGUGAAUGAUGGUGCCACAAUGGCUAGCUUACUGGAAAUUAUUGUUAUUUUAUGGAAGAGCAUCCAAAAGGCACUGAAUGAAAAUGAAGAAGCUAAAAACUACACAGUUGCAAAGUUUGCAACUGUGCUGCCUGAAUAUUUUAAAAAUUUAACGGAUGACCGUUGUACUGUCCCCUUAAUAAUUCUGGCUUCAUUCAUGCCUGCAACAGCAGUUCUCACCUUCAGUUGUGGUGUACUCUCAAAGUUAAGAAAUUUGGAUAAAGACGCUGAUGAGAAUAAGUAUUCUUCAUUGAUAGACUGCCUAUGUCAGUGGGGAAAAGUCGGACAUGUGGUUGAGCUGAUUACUGAUUGGCUGACAGAGGGGCUUCCUCAAAAGAACAAGAAGAUCCAACCACGUAAAGUUCGAAUCCAAGAAAUGGUACAACCCAAACUGGAGUUGGCAAUAAAAUUUUUAGAAUAUAUACUGACUAAUAUAAUGAGUCGAGAAUGCUUGUUGGAUUUGCCACAAAGAAAACUGACACAGCUUCUGAAGGCCUUGGCAGCUAUGAAGGAACUCCUGGUUUCCUUUCUGAGUACAUCAGAAAUGAUGCUUCAUGAUAUAAAUUUGGAUACAGCGCUCAGGGCUUUUAGUUUACAUUGUCGAUUAACUAUCCAUUUACAUAACAAGAUCUCUGCAGAAGAUAGAAAUUAUCUUUUGAUUCUUGAAGAUAAUGCAAGCUGGAUUGAUGAGAAAGUAUUGCAGUUCAUGCAUAUUCCAGGAAAGGAGAUGGAGGUGUCAGAGCACCAAAGUCAGGUUGCAAAACAAGUGGUUGAUAUGUACCUCUCGGUCUGCAAGGAUAUUGUUAUGGUGGGUGCCUCUGAUAGGAAAUUCCAGGCUCAGUUGCUGGGAUUUGCUGUUGCUGUGAUGAACACAGAAAAAGGAGUCUUCAGUUUGCCAUUAGUGAUAUCCAUUCUGAAAGAGAUUGCAGUGGACUGCCUGUCUCAGGACAUCUGCAACACCAGUGAAAACAGCAAAGAAAUACUCAACAUUGUCCAGAAAGUAUUCCAUAAAAUUUUUGAAAACCUGGCUCGUAGUUCAAAAAAGAACCAGGCAGAAGCUCUGCAGGUUCUGACAUCUAUUCAGUUGGUGCUUGGAGAAUUCAUCAGCACUGUUGAGAACUGGCAUGGUGUUCAUGAAGCAGUUCGUCAAGAGAUGUUCUCAACACUUCUGGCUGCAAUGCUGGCGGAAACUGUUCAUGCUCUAAAAAAGAAAUCAGACACAGAUGACAUCACUCCACCAGAAGCCCCGAGUGAUCUGCCAGUACUUUCAAGCUACUUGCUGGCAAUUGUGAUAAAGUACCCCAGUGUAAUGAGGUCAUUUUUAAAUGAAUUAGCAGAAUGCGUCAAUUCUGAAGCCAUACAAGGAAUUGUGGAAUUGGUAGCUGCUCUCCAUUUCCUCCUCGUACUUAAUAAAGGUAAAGCACAUGUGAAAAGAGCUGCAAUCAAAGACACGGCGACGGCAAUUCACGGGAAGUUUCAGGCUUAUAGUGGAAAUGAAUCAGGGUUGAAUGACUUUGAAAGGUCAUUCAUAGAUGACAAACAACAAUGGUCCCUGGAUCAAUUGUUUUGGUUACAGAUUUCCAGUCAGUAAACCACCCCUCAACCACUACCCUGUGUCUUAUAUUACCAAGCCAAGUUUGAGUCUAGUUUGGCAACACACCUGAGAUCACCUGGCCUAAACGGUUGGUCCGAACUACUGUAUAGGACAUUGUCAAAAGCCUUGUCUAUCACCCCACCUUUAUCAGUUUUCUUACUCAACUUUUGCUGCUUUCAUUGAUUCUCUUCUAUGCAUGAUAUCUGAAUGGUCCAUGAACAUUACUUAUUAUUCCUUUUUUUUUUGCACUAUUCUUUACUUUAUAAGGUAUAGUAAUUUUGAUUGUGACUAUCUAUAUUUUUUUUGCUAUGGAGACCAGGAGAGUGGGAUCAUCAGUGUUCUGUUUGAAUUUAGGUGUUUAUUUUACCAAAUCAUUAAAAUCUAAUGCAUAGUACAAAAAGUAACCAAAAAGAAAUAAAUGGAAUAUGAAGUUUUUUUUGACAGAGAAGUGAUGUGUAAAUUAUGCAGAAUCUUGGUUGAAACCCAGCUGCAUUUAAUUUUUGACAAACGACAGGAGUGGUUUACAGAAUGUAAUGUAACUAUCUCCCUUAAAUACUGGAUACAAUUGAGUCAGUGACAGUUCUGAAGAUUAAUACCUAUUAUCAAAUUAAUAAAGGUAUUAGUUGGGGAUAAUCAGAGAUACGGAACAAAAGUUGGCAAAUAGGUGCAUAAAGUGCUGAGAUGGUAAAGCAACCUUGAGAUUGAAUGACCUGCUCUGUUCUUUCGCUUAAAGUCAGAAUUGUACAGCACGGAAACAGGCUUUUAGACCAGCAUAUCCAUGCCUACCACUCUGUAUUAAGUCCAUUUACCCACACUUGUCCAUUACCUUCAAUGCUUUGGUGAUUUAAGUGCUAGUCCAGAUACUUGUUGUCGGAAGGCCUACAUGUCCUACUCGAUCUUUGAGCUUUAGCCACUUUUGUGAAAAGGUUCUUCUUCAGAUUCCCCUUAGAAAUCUUGACCCUUACUCUAAAUGAAUAUCUUCUCAAUUGAUGGGGAAUGUUCCUACUCAAGUUCCUGAACAAAGGGAUCUGAGUCACCAGAGUGAGAAUGGUUAAUUGAAUAUUUCCUUUUAUUUUAAUUGGUCUGGAGUAUAAAAGCAGUGAAUUCUGGGAUGUAAAAUUAGCAAACUAUUAAUGUCACUUUACAGUGUGUAGGCAAGAGUCUUAGCAGGAUUUUGAGUGUAGUUGGAGACAGUGUAAAAGUGAUUCAUUAAAUUGAUUCCUGUAAUGAAGAAGGGUUUAGCUGGUUGGCCCUAUAUUGAUUGGUAUUUAGGACGAUGAGUAGUGGUCUUCCUGAAACAUGUAAAUUUCUAAUGGAGAUUGGCAAGGGGGUAAUGAGAGGAGAUUUACCACUAAUUCAGCUUUUUACAACUAGGGAGCAUAACUUAAGAGCAAUAGGUUGCCCUUUCAGACAGUUUAAGAGAGAUUUCAUCUCUUGUGUUAGGCAUGUGGCCAAGUGGUUAAGGUGUUCGUCUAGUGAUUUGAAGGUCACUAGUUUGAGCCUCAGCUGUUGCAGCAUGUUUGUGUCCUUGAGCAAGGCACUUAAUCACACAUUGCUCUAGUCUGUGCGAGGAGUGGUGCCCCACACAGCCUGCCAAUCUGCACCUUGUAAGGCAUGAAAAUGCCCGACGCAGGCCUCUCAAAGGGUUAUAUAUCUUUGGAAUUCUCUAUCCCAGAAAGUUGCAAAGAUGUAUAAUUGCAUACAUUCCCCAUGGAGAUUGACAGAUGUUCGAACUACAGACAA
Mobula hypostoma (lesser devil ray) is the source of this 5328-nucleotide messenger RNA. It is a transcript of the gene ncapg2, whose product is annotated as non-SMC condensin II complex, subunit G2. Lineage: Eukaryota; Metazoa; Chordata; Chondrichthyes; Myliobatiformes; Myliobatidae. The coding region runs from base 124 to 3582 and encodes 1152 amino acids. The record is from RefSeq and is a predicted model, not a curated record. The transcript has 28 exons. Gene Ontology annotation, cellular component: condensin complex; nucleus. Gene Ontology annotation, biological process: mitotic sister chromatid segregation.